AUGCUACGCCACCAACAACAACGUCAGCGAAUCUUUAUUGUUAUUUGUGACAGAGCUGUUUCUGACUCGGAAGCACAGACAUCGCUCAAAGACCAUUUUCGUGCAAUUUUUGCUCCAAAUGCUUCAAACGAAGUGACGUACUACGCGCUCAUCAAUUCCGAUGCAAAGAACGAGGCGAAGCCCCGGUCCCAGAAGGCCAAAGUAAAGGCCGUAAAAGAUCUUCGUGUUUAUCCUGUAACUAAUGUGACGUGUACAGUAUCGAGCCCUCAGAAGCCAUCGUCACAGAGACCAAAAAGUCGAGAUGCUAUUCCCAUCCAGCAUUUACUAAAUACCCCAGAUGGCGACGACUUUGUUGGCCGCUUUCCCAUCCGCAGCACCGUAUCUGCUCCGACCGAGGAUGAAGACGACACUACAUUAGGCGAGGUGGAGAUAGGUUCCGAGACUUCACACUGGAGCGAGGACUACGACGUGAAUGAUGCUUUCGUCGGCGCACAUAUAUCGGAUUUUGACAACCUCAAUUUCGACACUUUCUUUGGUGGCUUCGACACACUCACAUUCAGUUCCUAUCCAGACAUGUCACAGGCCACAAGUGUGGGAGAUCUUGCUUCACCAAUGGCCAUGGCAUUAGAGCCUCGAGCAUUCGAGAUUCGUCAAUUGCUUCUAACGACAGCAUCAUCUCUCUCGAAUGAAUUUCCCCAGUCCAUCAAUCUACUCCAGUUGGCUUCAGAUAUCGAGCUUCUCACUCAUACCGAGCUUGAGCAUUGUAUCAAUUUGUAUUUCGCAAACUACCACAGGCAUUGUCCGAUAGUACACCGGCCAUCUUUCCAACCGACUGUAGCUCCCAUACCUCUGAUAUUGGGUAUGGUGGCCCUGGGUGCGAUGUACUCGCAGGAACGGGCGAAAGUUCUCUGGAUGAAGAACCUUCUGGACGUGAUGGAAGCAUACAUCUUCUCCUGGCCAGGACUGAAGGACGAUUAUAGUGGCUUUUUCACACUCGCCGAAGCCCCUGACGAAGAGACCCUUGACUUUCAAUUCCAGUUAUUCCAAGGAGCUUACUUGAUGGUCGUUGUACAAUUUUUUGUCGGAAAUCUGUCGGGCCGGAGAAGAGCCCGGAGGCAGAGAUUCACGACAGUAAUAAGUAUUGCAAGGUCCUUCCGCCUACCAGUCGCACAGCAUGACGGUAUAAUCACAAUUCCAGAUGAGGUUGCGUUCCAGCAAUGGAUCCGGCAAGAGGUUCGAGUACGAACCAUGAACAUAUUGUUGGCACUCGAUUCUGCAAUGGGCAUAUUCAAUAAUGUCCCUGCCCGCGUUAACUACAUCGAACUCGACCUUCAGCUGCCUUGUCACCCAGAGUAUUUUGAGUUGUCCAGUCAUGCCGAGAUGCUGGCUCGAUCGUCCUUUCCUCAAACACGAAUGAAACUCAUCGAUGCUUUCCAAAGACUGUUUUCUCCUCCCCGGGAGUUGAAGGCAGCAUUCCAUGACGAAACAUUAUGUUGCUGGGAUAUGCUGUAUCUCAUUCAUGUCCUCUUCACCCAUUCCACACAACACUUGUUUGGUAAUCCAAUGAAUCGAGCUUCACCAUCGACGCUCUCGACUGGGUCGUCAUUUAUAAUUGAAUCGAUCAAGACGGCACUGAACAACUGGAAGACCCUGUGGGAUGGGGCCAAGAAGAGGAUGCCUCGACCUUUUGCCAGCGAAAUGGGAUUCGAGACAUCUGCAGAUAGUUACUGGACCUUACUCAGGAUGAUCGUACAGAAGUUCGAGGUCCACUCUGCGAACACCACCACCGCCGAGAUCAACAGUGCCCUGAAUAGCAUGUACGGUGACGACCACACCCAAGCCGGGCUCAAUUCCAACGGCACAAGUCAGAGCGGCGUGUCACUUGGCUUGGAUUUCAUGCCGCUCGAGGCAGAUUGUGAUAAUCAAGGCGCUCAUCUGAGGAAAAUCUUGGGACGAUGAAGGCAUUUGGGCGAAAUUGCAUUGGCUGACUACAAUAUGUCAUCCUAAGGAAGUGACGCAAGCGACCGAGAUCGCAGAGAUCGAUCACGUUGAUAUACCCCAGGUUUAGAAUGGACAUUUUCCAACUGGGAUUUCCAUACCCAUCGGUCUCAUGGUACUGUACAUGGUUCCAGCAUGCAUGCCAUGGCCAAGGCCACCCGUCUCUAAGUUAGUGUCAUGAACGA
This is a messenger RNA of Exophiala oligosperma, 2183 nucleotides long. RefSeq lists its product as uncharacterized. The record is from RefSeq and is a predicted model, not a curated record. The transcript has 6 exons. Gene Ontology annotation, biological process: regulation of transcription by RNA polymerase II; DNA-templated transcription. Gene Ontology annotation, molecular function: zinc ion binding; RNA polymerase II cis-regulatory region sequence-specific DNA binding; DNA-binding transcription factor activity, RNA polymerase II-specific. Gene Ontology annotation, cellular component: chromatin. Lineage: Eukaryota; Fungi; Ascomycota; Eurotiomycetes; Chaetothyriales; Herpotrichiellaceae. Bases 1 to 1959 code for a protein of 652 amino acids.